GUGUCAGUUGAAAUUGUCAUUGCAUUGACAUUGACGUCGUUCAUUGCGAUUAUUGUGGAGUUGAAACUUUGUUGCACGUAUUUCGUGAAUUUAUUUUGUCCAAACGACAAAAAAACUGUAACCAAACGGUGUGUCCGAACUGAUUAUGCCUAAUGAUUUAUUAAAACAGCUGGGCGGAAGGAAAGCAAUCAUGGCACCAUUGUCCCCGACCCCCUGUGCGGAGAUCAGUGAUGAUGAGCUGGUCUCCAUCUCCGUGCGAGACCUGAACAGGCAGCUCAAGAUGCGAGGGCUGACCAGGGAUCAAAUAGUCAGAAUGAAACAGCGGCGGCGGACGCUGAAAAACAGAGGCUACGCGGCGUCGUGUCGCAUCAAACGAAUCGAGCAGAAGGAUGAACUGGAGACUGAGAAAAGCCAGGAAUGGCACGACAUGGAGCUAAUGCAGGAAGACAACAACCGAAUCCGGGACGAAAUAGAAGCUCUCCGGAGCAAAUAUGAUGCCCUGAAACGGUUCGCUGUUAUGAAGAACAUACCUUUGCCACCCGAGCUGGAAUUACUGCCUUAAGUUAAUGUGUAGAAUUAAAUAUAAUAGUGAUACUUUAGUGUGUUGUAUGCAAGGCUCGAAACCGGUUUUGAAAAUAGCGGUAAAUACCGGUUUAUUACGGUUUUACUCGGACGCGAAUGUUUAAAGAACUUUAUUGUAACCUAAAUAAACCGGUUUAUUCGACAAGUGACGAGACGGCCGGCCGCCUUGGUGGUGUACAAAGACACCGACAUAGGAAUAAACCGGUUUUUAUUGUUCUAAUUCUAACCCGGUUAUCUAACAACUUUAUGAAAAUGUUCUCCUAAAAACCGCUUUAAAAAUACGGUUUAUGAACGAAACUGAAAUUAAAUGGUUUUGCGCCAAGUACAUGACAAUGGUUUGAAAACUUAACCGAUUCCCGAGCCUUACAACAUGUUUUAAUUGGUGAUGGAUAGUGAACGGGAUUGACAAGUCAAUAUUAGGUAUAAUACCUUGACUGUACACGUACCGGUCGAUCCACAAAAGUUGACACAAGUGGAAUGAAUGAGUGAAUGGAAAUAUCUAUCACUUCACUUCACUUCUUUAAAAAAAUAUGGCUUCAGUCCAGUGGGCCUAUAGGGACCGUGCGUGUUGGAGGGUCUGCCAUCUUGUGGUCUGAAUCGGAACCAUAAACAUGUACAUUUACACGUCACGUGUUUUCUUGUGCAUAGCAGGUUCUGCCAUCUUGUGGGCUACGUCGGAACAAUAAACAUCACAUUUACGCCUCGCGCCAAAAAUCUGACGGCUCCCGUGCUGCCUCCUACAGUUCAUGCACGUUUCCUAUUUCGCCAUUAUCAAGGUAUUGGGAGCUUUGUACGGUUAAUACAAGACGGUGAUUUUAUUAUCCUCAUCUUGUUCUUCUUUAAUAAUUUGACGACCGGUUUGGCCUAGUGGGUAGUGACCCUGCCUACGAAGCUGAUGGUCCCGGGUUCAAAUCCUGGUAAGGGCAUGUAUUUGUGUGAUGAGCAUGGAUAUUUGUUCCUGAGUCAUGGGUGUUUUCUAUGUAUUUAAGUAUUUAUAGAUAUUUAUAUAUUAUUAUAUCGUUGUCUAAGUACCCUCAACACAAGCCUUAUUCAGCUUACUGUGGGAUUUAGUCAAUUUGUGUAAUAAUGUCCUAUAAUAAAAAAUAAAAAUUCACCAGUAUCAAGGUAUUAUGAGCUUCAAAUACGACUAAAGUUGUACGGUUAGUACAAGACAGUGUACGGUGAUUAAUCAGCACUUGUAAAGCGAUAGCUGGACUUUACAAGUAGCACGUGGGCUACCGGCCGUUGACUCCAAAAUGGUGCUUGAACGCGUUUCAAGAUUAAUUCUUCAUUCACUGCACACUACCACAUUAGUUUACUGUAUAAUAAGCUAUCGAUAUCACACUUUAAACAAUAUUAAUGAGCAAAAAACGACGGUCGGUAAAAUGGCGGUCGAGCCGGAAGUCGGAAAUAUCUAUGUGUAAUAAAACUCCUCCGCUCAAUAUUAAACCCAACAUACAACCACCUAUUCUAAUUAUUACUAUUAAUUCUAAAAAUCACAACAUAUGUGUGUAUCAGAUUAACCAAUAAAAACGUGUGUCAGUCACACAAUGACAGAUAUGGUUCGUUUCGUUCAUUCCAUUCGUGCCACGGGCCUAUCGCGAAAAUCGAAGUUCGCAAAUUGCGGGAAUCUUUCUCUUUUACUCCAAUGAAGGCGUAAUUAGAGUGACAGAGAAAGAUGCCCGCAAUUUGGGAACUUUGAUUGUCGCGGUUAUAGCCCAGCUUUUAUGAAUCGAUCUCUACUAGGGACGCCAUUUUCUGCAUUUUUAAGAAUGCCAAUUUUUCUAAGUAAUUGUUUUUCUAUCCUUUAAUUAGAUUUCCAUUAAAAUAAGUUUUUAAAUAGAACAAAUAUUGUAAUAAUUUGUGAUUUUGUCUACUUUAUACAAUGGUUGUACGAGUAUUAGUUCGUAAGGCAGAUUAAGUUUAUUUUAUUUAUUUGAGAUUAAAUAUUAUGAUAGUACAA
Cydia pomonella (codling moth) is the source of this 2545-nucleotide messenger RNA. It is a transcript of the gene maf-S, whose product is annotated as transcription factor MafK. Gene Ontology annotation, molecular function: DNA-binding transcription factor activity, RNA polymerase II-specific; RNA polymerase II cis-regulatory region sequence-specific DNA binding. Gene Ontology annotation, cellular component: nucleus. Bases 146 to 562 code for a protein of 138 amino acids. The record is from RefSeq and is a predicted model, not a curated record. NCBI's taxonomy places the organism in Eukaryota, Metazoa, Arthropoda, Insecta, Lepidoptera, Tortricidae. The transcript has 4 exons. Gene Ontology annotation, biological process: regulation of transcription by RNA polymerase II.